AUGCGGACGUUCCUCAGGCUGUCAAGAAGACGCACUGUAAUUGCUGAGGUGAACGCCCCGCAGGGACUUACGCUUCGACCUAAACGGGGUGCUGAGCCGCCCACGAGGCUCUGCUACUGCUUCCACUUCCGCACUGACUUUGAGUACGAGCUGUUCGCACGCACACUGGAGGCCUUUACACGCAUGCAACGAUAUGCAUUGCUGCAAAGCUCAGUAGUGAUGGAGAUGGAGAUCUCGCAGGAACACAAGAAGCGGAAGCUGGACGAGGGCAUUCGCCUGCAGGCCACGGCUGACAAAACCAAGAAGCGCGAGGAGCAAAUGGCGCUGAUCAAAGCCAAGAAGCAGGCCAAGAAACGGGACAAAGAGCAGGACAAGACACUCGUGAAGGCUGCUACGCCCCCGAGCAAGAUGAUCUGUGUCCUGUGUCGCAUGCAGAGGAAGCCUGAUGCGCCAGAAUAUCCGAAACAUCCUUUCGUGCUGAAGGUUCGUGACGGCAAGGGAGAAGUUGUUCAUAUCUGCAAGGUAUGCUUGCAGCGGGUGCUGCAGCAGCGCGUGCAGAAUCCCCCAGUCGUGAAGAAGGGCGACCCAGAUAAUUAUUGCGGACUGUGUGCCCAGUCGGCGGAAAACUUGCCAGUCAAGUCCAUCAAGGCGUGCACACACGAAAUCUGCACGCGGGUGUAUUGUUUGCCCUGUAUCGACAAACUGAUUGGCAGAGCGCAGUCUCACAAGGUGUGGCGGACCAACAACUGGUUGUGUCCGAACUGCUCAACAGAUAAUGAUGAUGCUUCUCCUGGAGAGGAAGCGAGGGGAGCUGAAGCCGUUUCAGCUACAGCGUCCAAGCAGAAGAAGCGAAGGCGACGCAAUGAGAUUGAUGAUAGUACAACCGCAGACGAAGAUGAGCCAGAACUUGGGAAGCCAAUCGGUUCGCCAUCCGACAUGCAGCCUAUUGACUAUGCGGUGACAUAUUUCAAGUUCUUACUGGAACGUGAGACAACAGUCGAGUUCGCGGAAUCGGAAGAUGUAUGCUUCUGCUGCAAGGAUGGUGGCAAUGUGAUCGAGUGUGAUUGGAAGGGCUUGAAUGGGGCCUUUGCGCGUUGCCCAAAGGUUUACCAUGAAGACUGCUUGGGCUACGAAGUUCCAGAGGGAAAGACGUGGGUUUGCCCGCGCCAUCGCUGCCAGGACUGCGGUAUCAUAGCGCAUCACUCUUGUCGCUUUUGCGUCACUUCCUAUUGCCAGGAUCACUUACCGAAAGAGGUAAAGAGGCUCGGUCGCGCAACAAAAGACAUUCCUACGUCGACCUACGUUAUGUGCCCCAGAUGCACCCAACAGGCCCAGGACGCCUUGAAGGACAAGAAGAUUGGAUCAGAUAUCCAUUCCAAGCUCUUGCGACGACGGCGUUGA
Phytophthora infestans T30-4 is the source of this 1401-nucleotide messenger RNA. RefSeq lists its product as uncharacterized. Lineage: Eukaryota; Oomycota; Peronosporomycetes; Peronosporales; Peronosporaceae. The record is from RefSeq and is a predicted model, not a curated record. Bases 1 to 1401 code for a protein of 466 amino acids. The transcript is spliced from 6 exons.